Linum trigynum is the source of this 246-nucleotide messenger RNA. The record is from the annotation of a GenBank genome assembly. Lineage: Eukaryota; Viridiplantae; Streptophyta; Magnoliopsida; Malpighiales; Linaceae.
AUGACAGGUGUCGUCCCGCCGCCAAGAUCCGGCCGUGACCUCUCUAUUCCACCUGACGAUGGGAUCUCGAAUUUGCAUUUCUCCAACCACAGUAACCACCUCCUCGUCUCCUCCUUGGACAAGAGCGUGAGGCUGUACGAUGUGAGUGCCAAUGUCUUGCGAGGAGAGUUCUUCCACGGUGGAGUCGUGCUUGAUUGUUGCAUCCACGAUGACUCCUCUGGUUUAGUGUCGGUGCUGACAAUCUAG